CCUGUGCGCGUGUAUGCGUUAGAGGCGUUUGGGAGCGAGAGUUGCACCGGUGGUGCUGGAAAACUCGUUUGGCCGCUUCGUUGGCAGUUCUCGAUGUUGCAUCGGAACGUGAUAGAAGUGAUACAGUUUUCUAAAGCCGUGGCAAGCUUGCACAGUUUACGCUAGAAUGGAAAUACGAGAAUACCUCUUGGUGUUCAUCGUGGCUACCAUCACCGAUAGUUCCGGUUCAGGCAGCCGUGUUGUUCCGUAUAAAGCUGUCAUCGAGUACAAGGGGAGUGCUUUCUGCGGUGGAUCCGUCAUAGAAACGGUUUGGAUUCUAACGGCGGCUAAAUGUGUGAUGAAUAAGACGAUAUCCUAUCUGACGGUUCGGCUGGGCUGCAACAGCCUUAACGAAGGCGGAGUCUUGUACAGUGUGAAAGCUUCUUACGUUCAUCCGAAGCAUAAUGGGACAACAUCGAAACGGGCUUUGGCCUUGCUGAAGCUAAGCACUGCAUUGAAGUUUUCCCCAACUGUCAGCCCUAUUCCGUUGGUCAAACCAGGCUAUGGGAUGGAAGAGGGAACGCCCUGCUCGAUUCCCAGUUCGAUUGCCAAUAUAACGGAAAUCAAAGCCAAACUGUGGACGCGAGAAAAAUGCCAGACUGCUUACCCGAGUGCAGUCAAUUUCACAGACGACGCACUGUGCGCAAAGAUCACGACCGCCAAUAACAACACCAUCCAGUGUAAUGACAGCCAGCGUCAGCCCCGACUACGCUUCAUGCUAGGCAGUCCGCUAGUAUGCGAAGGCAAGCAAGUCGCAAUCGUGUCUCGUUUAGGUGCUGAAUCGAUGCAAGCCACUGCUGCAGUACCUAUGGCUGGUGUGUCGUCGGGGGUAGGCCGCCUGUGUGAUGGUGACCCCGGCGAUACUGGACCGGUCGGGCAGCGCUUCGCUAUCUACGGUAUGCCGGAUUAUUUUACAGAUGUGGCGUUCGGUAAUAAAUGGAUCAGUUCGUUUACCGUACGGAGAAAACGGAAACUGAGCAGCAGCCAAAACCGACGCCGUUCAUCCGUGAAAGGCGGCCGGAAUCAUCGGAACGGCGGCGCACCGGGUGUGAGCAGUUCCGUUCUGGUGGGUGCAGUGUUGGUGCUAAGUGGCCACAUGGUUCGUGCUGUGUGAUUCUAGUCAAGUUGGAACGAUUGUGAGAUGAUGAAUUUUCAUUGUUAAAUGGUGCAAGAGUGACAUGAUCACAGUAUUCGGAUAACACAGUAGUCAAGAUAAAAGUUAGGAUAUUUUAACCAUUUUAAAUUUAUGUCGUUUCAUUCCGUUGUAGCAUGAAUUUUUACUCUCAAAGACUAACCUAAAGUCUUUUGAGAUUUUUAUUAUUCAUAAAAAUGCGUUAAAUUUCAGAGGGUGCUGCCAAAGGCUGAGUGAAUUGGCAUGAUAUCCUUCAAUAUCCCAAUUAUAUUAUUUUAUUCUGAGUAAGGCAUAUUCGAUCAAUAAAUUGACAAGAUAAAUAU
This is a messenger RNA of Wyeomyia smithii (pitcher-plant mosquito), 1494 nucleotides long. RefSeq names its product trypsin 3A1-like. The coding region runs from base 167 to 1153 and encodes 328 amino acids. Gene Ontology annotation, molecular function: serine-type endopeptidase activity. Gene Ontology annotation, biological process: proteolysis. Lineage: Eukaryota; Metazoa; Arthropoda; Insecta; Diptera; Culicidae. The transcript is spliced from 4 exons. The record is from RefSeq and is a predicted model, not a curated record.